Chinchilla lanigera (long-tailed chinchilla) is the source of this 1743-nucleotide messenger RNA. RefSeq names its product glycerol-3-phosphate dehydrogenase 1-like (gene Gpd1l). Gene Ontology annotation, cellular component: cytosol; glycerol-3-phosphate dehydrogenase (FAD) complex. The transcript is spliced from 8 exons. Bases 117 to 1172 code for a protein of 351 amino acids. NCBI's taxonomy places the organism in Eukaryota, Metazoa, Chordata, Mammalia, Rodentia, Chinchillidae. Gene Ontology annotation, molecular function: protein homodimerization activity; glycerol-3-phosphate dehydrogenase [NAD(P)+] activity; NAD binding. Gene Ontology annotation, biological process: glycerol-3-phosphate catabolic process; carbohydrate metabolic process. The record is from RefSeq and is a predicted model, not a curated record.
UGGCCGAGGCGGAGGCGCAGGCGGGCGGGGCGGGGUCGCUGCGGGCUAGGCUGAGCGGGCGAGGCCGGCUGCUGGCCGGGAAGGCGCGGUGCCGGCUGCUGCAUUUCGGCUUGGCCAUGGCAGCGGCGCCCCUGAAAGUGUGCAUCGUGGGCUCCGGGAACUGGGGUUCAGCUGUUGCAAAAAUAAUUGGUAAUAAUGUCAAGAAACUGCAGAAAUUUGCCUCCACAGUCAAGAUGUGGGUCUUUGAAGAAACAGUCAAUGGGCGAAAAUUGACAGACAUCAUAAAUAAUGACCAUGAAAAUGUAAAAUAUCUGCCUGGACACAAGCUGCCAGAGAAUGUGGUUGCCAUCCCUAACCUCAGCGAGGCCGUGCAGGAUGCAGACCUGCUGGUGUUCGUCAUCCCCCACCAGUUCAUUCACCGAAUCUGCGAUGAGAUCACCGGCAGGGUACCCAAGAAGGCACUGGGAAUCACCCUCAUCAAGGGUAUUGACGAGGGCCCGGAGGGGCUGAAACUCAUUUCGGACAUCAUCCGUGAGAAGAUGGGCAUUGACAUCAGUGUACUUAUGGGUGCCAACAUUGCCAGCGAGGUGGCUGCAGACAAGUUCUGUGAGACGACCAUUGGCAGCAAAGUCAUGGAGAAUGGCCUUCUCUUCAAAGAACUUCUGCAGACUCCCAAUUUUCGAAUUACUGUGGUUGAUGAUGCGGACACGGUUGAGCUUUGCGGUGCUCUUAAGAACAUUGUCGCUGUGGGAGCCGGGUUCUGCGAUGGCCUCCGCUGCGGAGACAACACCAAAGCUGCCGUCAUCCGCCUGGGCCUCAUGGAAAUGAUCUCUUUUGCCAAGAUCUUCUGCAAGGGCCAGGUGUCCACAGCCACCUUCCUGGAGAGCUGCGGGGUGGCUGACCUGAUCACCACCUGCUACGGAGGGCGGAACCGCAGGGUAGCCGAGGCAUUCGCCAGGACGGGGAAGACCAUUGAAGAAUUGGAGAAGGAGAUGCUGAAUGGGCAGAAGCUACAAGGACCUCAGACUUCUGCAGAAGUGUACCGCAUCCUCAAGCAGAAGGGACUCACUGACAAGUUUCCACUGUUUACCGCGGUGUAUCAGAUCUGCUACGAAGGCAGACCUGUCUCAGAGAUGCUGUCCUGUCUCCAGAGCCAUCCAGAGCACACCUAAAGUGAAUCAUGUACCAGACUGGGGAUCAUUCUGCCUCUCUCAGUGGUCUUGUGGAUUCAUAUGGAAACCAAGACUUGGCAACAAGAUGUUUGCUUGAAUAUACUCCCAUCAUGGAUGUCUAUGAAUUAUUACAAAUUCACUUUUGAAUUAGGAGAGAAUUCAUUGGCUAAGGUGUACUGGGCAACAGCUAAACACACAUGUGAACGUGUGUGUGUGCACACGUGUAUGUAUGUGUUCAUUAUUCAUUCUAUGGGUGUUUCUAUGAACCAAAGUUAUAUGUCCUUUUAAAAUAGAUGACAUUUAAAAUUUCUCCACUAUGUAGUCUAUAUAAUUGGCAUUAUCUCAGUUAAAUUUUUUAGAUAUAACUGAUUUGAAUGGAGGAAUUAUUUUUUCUCAUUUUUGAUGGUAAAUUUAACCAGCAUUAAAAUGGUUUAUUGAAUGGAAGAGAAAGUGUGUUCAAAAAUCACUAUAUCUAACUUUAAACACUGUCUCAGAACCAGCAUAAUCAACUACUACUUGAUUGUAGAUUGAUCUUUUUUCAAACAAUUAAAUGUUUUAAAUUAGGAAUCCA